This is a messenger RNA of Leptosia nina, 651 nucleotides long. Lineage: Eukaryota; Metazoa; Arthropoda; Insecta; Lepidoptera; Pieridae. The record is from the annotation of a GenBank genome assembly.
AUGAUUCAUGGACCGUGUGGUGCCAUCAAUCCCCAAUCACCUUGCAUGGUCGAUGGAAAGUGCUCUAAACGAUUUCCACAGAAAUUAAAGGCGGAGACUAUCACUGGCUAUGAUGGUUAUCCAUCCGCUCGCAAGCUGAGGCGGCGGCGCCCCCCCCAAAAAAUACGGCUGCAACAGGAAGAUUCUGUCUACGGCAGUAGCGACGACGAGCGGGAUAGGAAUAUUCAAGAAUGGAUCCGCUCCUCCGGCCGCCAAGAGGCAGAAGAACCUAAACCUGAGCCACAUAUGAAGCCGAACGAUACGGUGACGGACAUAAUUCAUGCUUUCAGAGAAGCAUUACGGGAGAACACGGCGCAACCGAAGUACAUACAAGAACUACCCGUGUUCGAAGGCGAUAGCUGUGAAUGGGACAAAUGCGGGGCUACAUUAGAAGAAAACAGAAGUGUGAAACAGAACGUUCCAGAAGAAAGGAAACGAUGCGCACACUGCGACGAGUCACACUCAUUAUUAGAAUGCGCCAACUUCCAAAAAGCGUCAGUUCGAGAAAGGUGGAGCAUUGUAAAGCGAACCAGGAUAUGUUUCAAGUGUCUCAGCGGUCAACAUCGAAAGGAGCCGUGCAGAAAACCGCCCUGUAGAAUAUGCAAGAAGUGA